ACGCGGGCAGGUGAAGCGGCGGAGCCAGGGAGGCGGCCGGCUCUCCGGGGCUGCUUCGGGAAGCCGCCGAGGCGGGCAUGAGGCGGCCCGGCCCGGUGAGAGGAGCCGGCUGGCUGAUCGCUUGAGCCCUUCAGUUUCCUCCUAAAUAUUCACUUAAACCUUCAGAAUUUUUUUUUUAAAAAUGGCGUUCGUUUCAACCCAAGGACCCACUGUGGUCGACCAGACCACCUUAAUGAAAAAGUAUCUCCAGUUUGUGGCGGCUCUCACCGAUGCUAACACACCCGAUGAAACGAAACUGAAGAUGAUGCAAGAAGUUAGUGAGAACUUUGAGAACGUCACCUCAUCGCCUCAAUAUUCCACAUUCCUGGAACACAUCAUCCCUCGCUUCCUUACGUUUCUCCAAGACGGGGAAGUCCAGUUCCUGCAAGAAAAACCUGCACAGCAACUGAGAAAAUUAGUUUUGGAAAUAAUCCAUAGAAUACCAACCAACGAGCAUCUGCGCCCACACACCAAAAAUAUCUUAUCUGUGAUGUUUAGGUUUCUAGAGACCGAAAAUGAAGAAAAUGUACUUAUUUGCUUGAGGAUAAUUAUUGAGCUUCACAAACAGUUCCGGCCAGCCAUCACACAAGAGAUUCAUCAUUUCUUGGAUUUUGUGAAACAGAUUUACAAGGAGCUUCCAAAAGUAGUGAAUCGGUACUUUGAGAAUCCUCAAGUUGUCCCGGAGAACACCAUCCCUACCCCAGAAAUGGUGGGCUUGAUCACGACGGUUGUAGUGAAAGUAAAUCCGGAGAGAGAUGACAGUGAAACUAGAUCGCACGCGGUCAUUCCUCGCGGCUCCCUUUCCUUGAAAGUUUUAGCCGAACUUCCCAUAAUCGUCGUCCUCAUGUAUCAGCUCUACAAGCUGAAUAUUCACAACGUGGUAGCCGAAUUUGUGCCCUUGAUCAUGAAUACCAUAAUUAUUCAGGUGUCCAACCAAGCCAGGCAGAAUAAAAACUACAAUAAGGAAUUGUACGCCGACUUCAUUGCUGCCCAGAUUAAAACAUUGUCGUUUCUGGCUUACAUUAUAAGGAUUUAUCAGGAGUUGGUAGCUAAAUAUUCCCAGCAGAUGGUGAAGGGAAUGUUGCAGCUGCUGUCCAACUGUCCAGCGGAAACGGCUCACCUGAGGAAGGAACUGCUCAUCGCAGCCAAGCAUAUCCUUACCACUGACCUGAGGAGCCAGUUUAUCCCGUGCAUGGACAAAUUGUUCGAUGAAUCCAUACUCAUAGGCUCUGGCUACACGGCUCGUGAAACGCUCAGGCCCCUUGCGUAUAGCACCCUGGCCGAUCUGGUCCACCACGCGCAGCAUUUACCCCUCAACGAUCUCUCCCUGGCCGUCCAGCUCUUUGCCAAGAAUAUCGAUGACGAAUCUUUACCCAGCAAUCAGACCAUGUCAUGCAAACUCCUGCUCAACCUGGUGGAUUGCAUUCGGUCCAAGAGCGAGCAGGAAAAUGGAAACGGCAGAGAUAUCCUCAUGAGGAUGUUGGAGGUGUUUGUCUUGAAAUUCCACACCAUCGCCCGCUACCAGCUUUCCAUUAUCUUUAAAAAGUGCAAACCGCAGUCAGAGCUUGGGGCAGGAGAAGCAGCUUUAACGGGUGCCCCGGCAGGAGGAAACGCACUUCCGGUCACGGUGCCCUCCCCUGCGCCCUCCACCCCGGUGGUCCCGGCGUCAGGACCGGUUUUUGAGAAACAAGGGGAAAAGGAGAAGGAGGACAAGCAGACUUUUCAAGUCACGGAUUGCCGAAGCUUGGUGAAAACCUUAGUCUGCGGGGUCAAGACCAUUACGUGGGGCAUCACGUCUUGUAAAGCCCCCGGAGCUGCUCUUCGGGCCUCUGCCUCGCAUGUGGGAGGGGGCGAGGUGCAUGCUGGCAGCCCCUUCCGAGAACCAUUGAUAAAAUUCCUGACCCGCCAUCCGUCUCAGACGGUCGAGCUCUUCAUGAUGGAAGCUACCUUGAAUGACCCUCAGUGGAGCAGGAUGUUCAUGAGUUUUUUAAAACACAAAGACGCCAAGCCUUUGCGGGACGUCCUGGCGGCGAAUCCCAACCGUUUCAUCACCUUACUCUUACCUGGCGGGACCCAGACAGCUGUUCGGCCUGGUUCCCCCAGUACCAGCACCAUGAGGCUCGAUCUCCAGUUUCAAGCCAUCAAGAUCAUCAGUAUCAUCGUGAAGAAUGACGAAGGCUGGCUGGCAAGCCAGCAUUCCUUGGUGAGCCAACUGAGGCGAGUGUGGGUCAGCGACACUUUCCAAGAGAGGCACCGCAAGGAGAACAUGGCGGCCACCAACUGGAAGGAGCCGAAACUUCUGGCCUACUGCUUACUGAAUUAUUGCAAGAGAAAUUACAACGACAUCGAGCUGCUCUUCCAGCUCCUCCGGGCCUUCACCGGCCGCUUCCUCUGCAACCUGACCUUCCUGAAGGAGUACAUGGAGGAAGACAUCCCCAAAAAUUACACCAUCGCCCAAAAGAGGGCGCUGUUUUUCCGCUUUGUCGACUUCAGCGACCUCGGUUUCGGCGAUGAACUGAAAGCCAAGGUUCUGCAGUACAUUCUGAAUCCGGCUUUCCUGUACAGCUUUGAAAAGGGGGAAGGGGAGCAGCUUCUGGGGCCCCCCAAUCCCGAAGGAGAUAAUCCUGAGAGUAUCACCAGCGUCUUCAUAACAAAGGUUCUGGAUCCUGAAAAGCAAGCCGACAUGCUGGAUUCGCUCCGGAUUUACCUCCUGCAGUUCGCCACCUUGCUGGUGGAACACGCCCCGCACCACAUACACGACAACAACAAGAAUCGCAACAGCAAAUUGCGCCGCCUGAUGACCUUCGCUUGGCCCUGCUUGCUCUCCAAAGCCUGCGUGGACCCAGCCUGCAAAUAUAGCGGGCACCUGCUCCUGGCGCACAUCAUUGCCAAAUUCGCCAUCCAUAAAAAGAUUGUCUUGCAGGUGUUCCACAGUCUCUUGAAGGCUCAUGCAAUGGAGGCUCGGAUCAUUGUCAGACAAGCCAUGGCUAUCUUGACCCCUGCGGUGCCUGCUCGAAUGGAGGACGGCCACCAGAUGUUGACUCACUGGACCAGGAAGAUCAUCGUGGAAGAAGGCCACACUGUGCCUCAGCUGGUCCAUAUCUUGCACCUGAUAGUUCAGCACUUCAAGGUGUACUACCCGGUGAGACACCACUUAGUGCAGCACAUGGUCAGCGCCAUGCAGAGGUUGGGCUUCACUCCCAGCGUGACCAUCGAGCAGAGGAAGCUGGCGGUGGACCUGGCCGAAGUGAUCAUCAAGUGGGAAUUGCAACGGAUCAAAGAUCAGCAGCCGGAUUCAGACAUGGACCCAGGGGCCAGUGGCGAGGGCGUGAGUACUGCCUCGUCGGUGGUGAAAAGAGGACUGUCGGUGGAUUCCGGUCAGGAAGUGAAGCGGUUCCGAACGGCGACCGGAGCAAUCAGUACAGUGUUCGGACGGAGCCAGUCUCUUUCCGGUGCGGAUGCUCUCUUCUCCAAGUCUAUCGAUAAGCAACAUACCGACACGGUGAUCAAUUUCCUGAUUAGAAUUGCCUGCCAGGUAAAUGACAACUCAAACACCGCCGGCUCUCCAGGAGAAGUGCUCUCUCGACGCUGCGUUAACCUUCUGAAGACAGCUUUACGACCGGACAUGUGGCCAAAAUCAGAGCUAAAACUGCAGUGGUUUGAUAAGCUUCUAAUGACCGUGGAGCAGCCCAACCAAGCCAACUUCGCCAACAUCUGCACCGGCUUGGAAGUCCUCAGUUUCCUGCUCACCGUCCUCCAGUCUUCGGUGAUCCUGAGCAGCUUCAAACCACUUCAGCGUGGGAUCGCGUCCUGCAUGACCUGUGGAAACACCAAAGUCUUGCGAGCCGUCCACACGCUCCUUUCUCGCUUAAUGAGCAACUUCCCCACCGAACCAAGUACUUCAAGCGUGGCCUCCAAAUACGAAGAACUGGAAUGCCUCUACGCGGCUGUUGGGAAGGUUAUUUACGAAGGACUUACCAACUAUGAAAAAGCUACCAGCGCGAACCCUUCUCAACUUUUUGGUACUUUAAUGAUCCUCAAAUCUGCCUGCAGCAAUAAUCCGAGUUAUAUCGACAGGCUUAUUUCGGUCUUCAUGAGAUCCUUGCAGAAGAUGGUGAGGGAGCAUUUGAACCAGCAGACUCAGUCAGGAACCGUGGAAGCCAAUACAGCUGGCACCAGCGAGUUGGUUAUGCUGAGUUUGGACUUAGUGAAGACCCGUCUGGCUAUGAUGAGCAUGGAGAUGAGGAAGAACUUCAUUCAGGGCAUCCUCACCUCGCUGAUUGAAAAAUCGAGUGAUGCCAAAAUCCUGCGUGCCGUGGUCAAAAUUGUGGAAGAGUGGGUCAAAAACAGCUCGUCCAUGGCGGCUAACCAGAUUCCAACGCUGCGCGAGAAGUCCAUUCUGCUGGUAAAAAUGAUGACCUACAUUGAAAAACGUUUUCCCGAGGACCUUGAAUUAAACGCUCAGUUCUUAGACCUUGUUAACUACGUCUACAGGGAUGAAAACCUUUCGGGGAGCGAGCUGACCGCCAAGCUCGAGCCAGCCUUUCUCUCUGGCCUCCGAUGCACCCAGCCUCUCAUCAGGGCUAAAUUUUUCGAGGUCUUCGACAGCUCCAUGAAGCGACGGGUCUACGAGCGGCUACUGUAUAUCACCUGUUCCCAAAACUGGGAAGCCAUGGGGAACCAUUUCUGGAUCAAGCAGUGCAUCGAGCUCCUGCUGGCGGUUUGCGAAAGAAACACAACGAUUGGCACCAGCUGCCAAGGAGCCACGCUUCCCUCCAUCACCAAUGUGAUCAACUUGGCAGAUAGUCACGACCGGGCCGCGUUCGCCAUGGUGACUCACAUCAAGCAGGAGCCUCACGAGCGAGAAAACAGCGAAUCCAAAGAAGAGGAUGUCGAGAUAGACAUCGAACUGGCUCCCGGAGAUCAGACGAGCACCCCGAAAACCAAAGAACUCUCCGAAAAGGACAUUGGGAACCAGUUGCACAUGUUAACCAAUCGCCACGACAAAUUCCUGGACUCUCUGCGCGAAGUGAAGGUUCUUUGGCUCCUGAGCUUUGAUGACGACAAGAAUACGCUGGCCGAUGCCGUGGACAAGUAUUGCAUUGGCGUCCCACCCAUCCAGUGGCUGGCUUGGAUCCCACAGCUCUUAACCUGUUUGGUCGGAUCAGAAGGAAAACUCCUCUUGAACCUCAUUAGCCAGGUUGGACGUGUUUACCCUCAAGCGGUUUACUUCCCCAUCCGGACUCUCUAUUUGACCUUGAAGAUAGAACAGCGGGAGCGCUACAAAAGCGAUUCCGGACAGCAGCAGCCGAGUUCCGUCGGAAGCCAGUCUCAUUCCGCGUCGGAUCCCGGGCCGAUCCGAGCGACGGCCCCGAUGUGGCGAUGCAGCCGUAUCAUGCACAUGCAGCGGGAGUUGCACCCCACGCUCCUCUCGUCUCUGGAAGGGAUCGUGGAUCAGAUGGUCUGGUUCCGAGAAAACUGGCACGAGGAGGUUCUCCGACAACUUCAGCAAGGCCUCGCUAAGUGCUAUUCGGUGGCCUUUGAGAAGAGCGGGGCCGUUUCCGAUGCCAAGAUCACGCCCCACACCUUGAAUUUUGUCAAGAAGCUGGUCAGCACCUUCGGCGUGGGCCUGGAGAACGUCUCCAACGUCUCCACCAUGUUUUCCAGCGCGGCUUCCGAAUCGCUGGCCAGGAGGGCUCAGGCCACAGCUCAGGAUCCCGUCUUUCAGAAACUUAAGGGCCAAUUCACAACAGAUUUCGACUUCAGCGUGCCGGGUUCCAUGAAACUCCACAAUCUCAUUUCGAAACUGAAGAAAUGGAUCAAAAUCCUGGAGGCCAAAACCAAGCAGCUGCCCAAAUUUUUUCUCAUCGAGGAAAAGUGUCGUUUUCUUAGCAACUUCUCUGCCCAGACAGCCGAAGUGGAAAUUCCUGGGGAAUUCCUGAUGCCAAAACCGACUCACUACUACAUCAAAAUUGCCCGAUUUAUGCCCAGGGUAGAGAUCGUACAGAAACACAACACCGCAGCUAGAAGGCUGUAUAUCCGAGGCCAUAACGGGAAGAUUUACCCCUACCUCGUCAUGAACGACGCUUGUUUGACCGAGUCGCGUAGAGAGGAACGGGUCCUGCAGCUCCUUCGCCUCCUCAACCCCUGUUUGGAAAAGAGGAAAGAAACCACGAAGAGACACCUGUUCUUCACCGUUCCCCGUGUCGUGGCUGUCUCUCCCCAGAUGCGUCUUGUGGAGGACAAUCCUUCUUCUCUCUCCCUGGUGGAGAUCUACAAGCAACGCUGUGCCAAGAAAGGGAUUGAGCACGACAGCCCCAUUUCUCGCUACUACGACCGGCUGGCCACCGUCCAGGCACGAGGGACCCAGGCCAGUCAUCAGGUUCUCCGGGAUAUUCUGAAAGAAGUUCAGGGCAACAUGGUGCCACGCAGCAUGCUGAAGGAAUGGGCCCUUCACACGUUUCCCAAUGCCACCGAUUACUGGACGUUCCGGAAGAUGUUCACGAUCCAGUUGGCGCUGAUCGGUUUCGCGGAAUUUGUCUUCCAUCUGAACCGACUCAACCCUGAGAUGUUGCAGAUUGCUCAGGAUACGGGCAAAUUAAACGUGGCCUAUUUCCGGUUUGACAUCAACGACGCUACCGGGGAUCUGGACGCCAACAGACCCGUCCCGUUCCGACUUACCCCAAACAUUUCGGAGUUCCUCACCACCAUCGGGGUCUCCGGGCCCCUCACAGCAUCCAUGAUUGCCGUGGCUCGUUGUUUUGCUCAGCCGAACUUCAAAGUCGACGGCAUCCUGAAAACAGUGCUGCGGGAUGAAACCAUUGCUUGGCAUAAGAAGACCCAGGAGGACACCUCCUCUCCGCUCUCAGCAGCCGGGCAGCCGGAGAACAUGGACAGCCAACAGCUGGUGUCACUGGUUCAGAAAGCUGUGACCGCCAUCAUGACCAGGCUCCAUAACCUGGCCCAGUUCGAAGGCGGAGAGAGCAAAGUCAACACUUUGGUUGCGGCCGCGAACAGCUUGGACAACCUGUGCCGCAUGGACCCAGCCUGGCAUCCGUGGCUGUAGACGUGUCCUGAAGACUUGGGACGAUAGCGAAGCCCGUUGAGAUACGGAUGAGGGCCUUCAAGACCGAUCACGGAUGGUUCUUCACCCGUCUCGACCCUGAUGGUUUUCCGGCGUGAUCAUGUUUCCAUGACCUGUUGUGUUUUUAGACUCUCAUCUCAAAAGUUUAAAAGAUUCCUUCCUCAUCAUGCUUGACAUCGCUCCAUUCCGAGGAAAAUCAUCUAAAAGGACGAGAUUUGAAUUUUUUGCACGUCGAACCGUCUUUUAUUUUAUGCCGUGAGCAAGAAGAGCGAAGAUGCCGGGGGCGAGAGUUUUGAGACUUGCCUAGGAGUCCUUGCCAAUUUUUUUUUUUUUUAAAAAGAAGAAUUAUCCCCUCUUUGAGGAUACUGAUGUGCGAAGUUUUUAACCGUUUACUUUCUAGUUGAUUACAAAGACAGUUGAAAGAUCAUUUUAAUCCAGCCAAAAAUGUAGGCGAGUUUAGGGGGCAUUGUACAGCGAUUUUUUGUAAGAAAGAUGUACAGGAAAAAAAAAAAAAACUCUUGUUUUUGUUGGUGUUGUUCAUUGUUUCAGUUGCUAGUUGGUUAAAACAAAAAACAAAGAAAAACCCCAGGAAAUGAUCAAAUUGUGCUACUUCUAUGAACUUUCUACGGUGAAAGUGAACUUAAUUCUGGGUUGGCGAAUCCCUCAACCUGAAACUGUCGUCCGUUAAAACAAGUAUUUGGAAGUAACCCAUUCGCUCAAAUCCCCCCCAAAAAACUUUUGAAAACCCUUCAAAAGCCGCUUUUUUUUUUUUUUUUGGUUUUUCAGCUCUUGACAAAUUUAAAUGUAUAUCCUUAAAAGUAACUUCCCUUGGAGCUGUUGUUUUUUUUUUUAGUUUUAGCUGUGUAAUUUAAAAAGAAAAAAAACCACAAAGAAAUUGUUUUUAUUGCAUCCAUCUUAAGCCUUUUUUAUAUAUAUAAAACCCGUAUUGCAAUAUUGAGAAUGUUCCAGUUCAAAUUUGUAAGGAGUGAACUUUUCUUCGGAAUAAAUAUUUUCUAAAACGUCA
Messenger RNA from Pantherophis guttatus, 8147 nucleotides. The record is from RefSeq and is a predicted model, not a curated record. NCBI's taxonomy places the organism in Eukaryota, Metazoa, Chordata, Lepidosauria, Squamata, Colubridae.